This is a messenger RNA of Labrus mixtus (cuckoo wrasse), 1776 nucleotides long. RefSeq names its product cAMP-regulated phosphoprotein 19a (gene arpp19a). Gene Ontology annotation, cellular component: cytoplasm. The record is from RefSeq and is a predicted model, not a curated record. Bases 119 to 469 code for a protein of 116 amino acids. The transcript has 3 exons. Gene Ontology annotation, molecular function: protein phosphatase inhibitor activity. Lineage: Eukaryota; Metazoa; Chordata; Actinopteri; Labriformes; Labridae.
UUCUUGAGCGGGAGUGCGCGCAGGACUCGUAUGGUUACGGACAGUCAGAGCAGGGGAUUUGUGGAUCACUUGUCAACUAGUGGGAAAUCUCCGCUCUGAUUUUUACGGUACCAUAGACAUGUCGGGGGAUAACGAAGAAACGCAAACGACAGAAGAGACCUCAAUGGACGAAAAGGAGAUUCAGGACAAGGUGAUCAGCCCUGAGAAAUCAGAGGAGGCCAAACUAAAGGCCAGAUACCCAAAUUUAGGAAGCAAACAUGGAGGCUCUGAUCUGCUUCGCAAACGCCUCACGAAGGGGCAAAAGUACUUUGACUCUGGGGAUUACAACAUGGCUAAAGCGAAAAUAAAGAACAAGCAGUUGCCGACAGCUGCACCAGAGAAGACCGAGAUCACAGGGGACCACAUCCCCACCCCCCAGGACCUGCCCCAGAGGAAACCUUCUCUGGUAGCCAGCAAACUGGCAGGCUGAUGUCCACACAGCCCCACUAGAACCCCCCCACCCCCACCCUUUUCCCCAGUUCUAACCCUUCCACUCAAGUCUCAAAGCUGUAAUAUACCUCUCCUGCCCCUCACACUACUACCCGUCCCUUCCUCACAAGCCUGGACCCAACCUUACAUGAUCCCACCCCACACCUAGAAGCACCCAGCAGACCUUUUAUUUUUGUUUCCACCUCAUCUGGCCAUGUCUCUACUACCUCCCCCAGACUUACAGCCCCUUUGUCAUUGUCCGCUUACUUUCCCAUGUUCCUUUAUUCAUUUUCCUCUGUACUUCCAUGUAAGAUACUCAUAAAGACAGGACAUCCGUGUGUGAGUGUGAUUAGCAGACUAGACACCUCUUUUACAACCACCUUGAUUACUGGCUGAAGAGAGGAGCGAGCAGAAGAAGCUGUGUCUUGUACGGUUGGAGGGCUUUAGUAAGGCCAUCAGGAUCCCUCCGUUUGGAAGUUUGUGUAAAUAUAUAUAAUUCCUUUUGUUUGGCACAAGGGCAGACAUCAGCCUUUUAGAAUGUUUAAUCAGACAUCAGACUUGUAUCAUUCACUGUAUGUCCUUACUCUAAAUUAUGCUGUCAAUAUGCUUGAGUUAUUGACUAAAUAUAGUAAUCCAGAGGCCAAGCUCAGUUUUGAAAACGCUUUGAUUGUGAAUCGGGGAAGAAAGGCGUGCUGGAUGACCACACAAUAAAGGAGAAAACUGCUUCAUAUGGAUCUGCAUGUGUGAUGCAAAUGAUUCUCAAUGAGCUCCAUUUUAAUUCCUCAAAGUGCACUGAGCAUGUAAACUCAGGUGCACUGGGUGUCGUCAUGUACCAGGUGCGUUCAAGACAUCUUAAAACUUGGAAGUGUUCUACUUUUGAAAUAAAAGAUAGAGGAAGGGAGGGUGUUGUCUCAAUUUGAACUGCAUUGUUGACAUUUAACACUGUAUUUGUGGUGUGUUGAGCAUUUUAGCCUCAGAUGAUGACGCAGUCUCUUCUCGGGCCAAAGUCUGGUUCCAAGUUAUCAUGAAUGAAUCAUCAUGCUCAAAAAGAGUACUAUAUGGGACCUGUGAGUAGAGACCAGGCUUUGUUUUCCUGUAAUCUGUGCGAUUAGAUUUAUUUCAUGGUAAAACUUUACUGGGAACACACUUGGCACUGGGAACAAAAAAGUGUGAUUGAUUUAAAAAAAGUGAUGUGGUAAAUCUAAGCUAACACUACAUCAGUCUGAGCUGUGCAUGUAUAUGGCUGCCCUGCUGUCACUUUGUGCCAUUUUGUUUUGUAAAUAAAAUAGUUUUGCACAAAUGUUGAAA